AAUCCUGCGUACCAAACGGUUAGGGUUUAUAGUCUUUCUCAAACCCUUUCUCUUUCUCAGGGUUACCAUAACUUGUUCUCCAAGUUACUCAAAUCUCUCUCUAAAUCGGAGAAGAGGAAUUCUGAUCAGAUUGGUUUGAUAAACAAUCUUCACUUCAUUCGCAGAUUAGACAGCAGAAAUGGUGCAGUAUAACUUCAAGAAGAUUACUGUGGUGCCAACUGGGAAGGUCUUCAUUGACAUUAUCCUUUCUCGUACCCAACGCCAGACGCCCACUGUUGUCCACAAGGGAUAUGCCAUCAAUCGUCUCCGUCAGUUUUAUAUGCGUAAAGUGAAGUAUACGCAAACAAAUUUUUAUGAAAAGCUUUCUGCUAUCAUUGAUGAGUUCCCUAGGCUGGAUGACAUCCAUCCUUUUUAUGGUGAUCUUCUUCAUGUCCUCUACAACAAAGACCAUUACAAGCUUGCACUUGGCCAAAUUAAUACUGCAAGGAAUCUUAUCAGUAAGAUUGCCAAAGAUUAUGUGAGAUUGCUGAAGUAUGGUGACUCGCUUUACAGAUGCAAGUGUCUGAAAGUUGCUGCUCUUGGUCGAAUGUGUACUGUGAUAAAAAGGAUUGGUCCUAGUUUGGCAUACUUGGAACAAAUUAGACAACACAUGGCAAGGCUACCUUCAAUAGAUCCUAAUACCCGCACAAUCCUCAUUUGUGGGUAUCCUAAUGUUGGAAAGAGUUCAUUUAUUAACAAGAUCACUAGAGCUGAUGUUGAUGUGCAACCUUAUGCUUUUACCACAAAGUCACUAUUUGUCGGUCAUACAGACUAUAAAAACCGCACGUACCAAGUUAUUGAUACACCAGGGAUUUUGGAUCGUCCAUUUGAAGACCGCAACAUUAUUGAGAUGUGCAGUAUCACAGCUUUGGCACAUUUAAGGGCGGCAGUGCUGUUCUUCUUGGAUGUCUCGGGGUCUUGUGGCUAUACUAUUGCUCAGCAGGCUGCUCUUUUUCACAGUAUCAAGUCUUUGUUUAUGAACAAACCAUUGGUGAUUGUGUGCAAUAAGACUGAUUUACAGCCAUUGGACGGUAUAUCUGAGGAAGAUAAGAAGUUGGUCAUGGAGAUGAAAGCUGAGGCAUUGAAGACUGUGCUUGGUCAAGGAGGAGAGGCUGCAAAUGAUGAAGGGGUGCUUUUGACCAUGAGUACUUUGACUGAGGAAGGGGUGAUUGCUGUGAAGUAUGCAGCUUGUAAGAGAUUAUUGGAUCAGAGGGUGGAAAUAAAGAUGAAAUCUAAAAAACUAAAUGAUUGCUUGAACAGGUUUCAUGUUGCAUUGCCAAAACCUCGUGACCAGAAGGAAAGGCCAGCUUGUAUACCUCAGGCUGUUCUUGAAGCCAGGGCUAAGCAGGCUUCAGAGACUGAAAAGAGAAAAACUGAAAGGGAUUUGGAAAAUGAAAAUGGUGGUGCAGGUGUGUACUCUGCCAGUUUGAAGAAGCACUACAUCUUGGCUAACGAUGAAUGGAAGGAAGAUAUACUGCCAGAAAUUCUUGAUGGGCACAACGUAUAUGACUACAUUGAUCCUGAUAUUUUACAAAGGCUUGAAGAGUUGAAACGAGAUGAAGGACUUCGACAGGCUGAGGAUGCCGAUGAUGAUUUUGAGAUGGAUGGACAGGAAUUGACCCCAGAUGAACAGAAGGCAUUGGCUGCAAUUAGGAAAAAGAAAAGCUUACUCAUACAACAGCAUAGAAUUAAGAAAAGUACAGCAGAAAGCAGGCCAAUUGUGCCUAGGAAAUUUGACAAGGAAAGAGAGUUCACAUCAGAGAGAAUGGGAAGGCAGCUAUCGAAAUUGGGGAUUGAUCCAUCUCUGGCCAUUGAACGAGUUCGAAGCAGGUCGCUCUCUAAGAGAGGUAGGAAGAGGGAGAGGUCAGUUGAUGCCACUGGCGGCGAUGCAAUGGAUAUGGAUGCAGACACACCCAGCAAGAAACUACGUGCAAGGUCUAGAUCUCUAUCACUGUCAAGAUCAAGGUCAAGGUCAAGGGCACCCACUGAAGUCACUCCUGGUGAUGGAUUUAAGGAUUCUACUCAAAAGGGUUCUGCUCUUAAGAUUGCUAAGAAAUCCACAAAGAAGAGGAACAAGAAUGCACGACGUGGAGAGGCAGAUAGAGUGAUCCCUACUCUGAAGCCAAAGCAUUUGUACUCUGGAAAGCGCUCAUCUGGUAAAACCGAUAGGCGUUGAAGUGUUUUUGAAGGCUGCUUACCGGACCGUGGAUUUUGCUGCAACUUUGGAUGAAAAUUAUCUGAUUUCGUGUUUGACGCCAAAACUACAGUUUGCUGUGAUCAUUGCACCCGAUGUUUCAUAAUAUCCAAUUUUGGGCGUGUAAUGAAUUUUAAGUUUUGCUUUUUUAAUUUUAUUUUUCGUAUAAAAAAUGCUACAGAGCAUGUUACUGUUUAUGUUUUAAUUGUAAUACUCUAAAUUAGUUGAAUUGAGUUGGUAAAAAAAUGGCUGUGUUUAACCCAAAUUGAAUUGCUGUUUGUGGUACAUCUGCACUAUUGCACGUGUUUCCUUGUCUUUUUAAAGGCAACAUAAAAAACAAUCACAGAACCAUUCAAAUUUGUGUAGAAGUCAAUUUCUGUAGACAUUUGUAGCCAAAUUUCUCCAAUAUGAGAAAGAUACAGGCAUGGUAGAUGAGUGUUUAGUAGUUUUACUGAACCCCGGUAUCAACCUCUCAUAUAUUGGAAUAAGUACUUGCGUUGUUGGAUAAAAAAGCAAGAUGGUCCAAUGUUCACUUCACCAUCUACAAAGCAUCACUAGGUUCUUUCAUGACACAUUAAGGUUCAUCGAAGUGAAGCUUCCCUGUGUCGCACUGCUUCCAUCAUCAUCAUGUUCAAGUCCUUUAACUAUCAGGUAUUCAAAUUAAUCCUUGACCAAAAUUUCAACGCAGCAACGGAAGAAGAAGCUGCAGCAACCUUUUUACCUUUUGUUUUAACUUGGAAGAAUAGUGCCAUUGUCUUAUCUCAAAGUCUUGCUUGUUUGUUUCCUUGGCUUUUGUUAAGAUUUCCUCUUAACGACUCGUUUAGUAUUUGAUCAAGAUUGCCUCUUAUUAUUUGAUCCACUUGCCUUUGUUUGUAGUCAGUGCUAGUGCUUCUGCGUAGAGUUUCUGUGAUCAUGUUGAUCUUUCUUCUCUUCUGGUACUCAUUAUUUAUCAAACCAUUACAAACAUUUAUAAAUUUAAUCUCAUUUUUGUCA
This is a messenger RNA of Cannabis sativa, 3226 nucleotides long. RefSeq names its product nucleolar GTP-binding protein 1-like. The record is from RefSeq and is a predicted model, not a curated record. Bases 179 to 2215 code for a protein of 678 amino acids. Gene Ontology annotation, molecular function: RNA binding; GTPase activity; GTP binding. The transcript has 3 exons. NCBI's taxonomy places the organism in Eukaryota, Viridiplantae, Streptophyta, Magnoliopsida, Rosales, Cannabaceae. Gene Ontology annotation, cellular component: nucleolus. Gene Ontology annotation, biological process: ribosomal large subunit biogenesis.